ACCACCGUAAGCAAAGCGAAGAGCAUCGACAGUGUGAUGGAGAAGCAAUCUAGGCCGCUAAUCGUGGCGAUGAAGGGCCACCCAGGCACCGGAAAAUCCACCCUCGCCGCUGCCCUCGCCGCCGCCCUCUCUUGCCCCCUCCUCGACAAGGACGACGUCCGAGACUGCACCCUUUCCCUGCAACACGCCCUAGCCGCCACCUCCUCCUCCUCCUCCUCCGCCUCCGCCGCCUCCCUGCUCAACGAUCUCUCCUACUCUGUCCUCUGGCAAGUGGCCGCCACCCAGCUCCGCCUCGGCCUCUCCGUCGUCAUCGACUCACCGCUCUCCCGCCGGGCCCAUCUUGACCAUCUCAUCGAUCUGGCCCACAGCAGCGACUCCUCCGUCGGCGCCGCUGGGCUCGUCGUCAUCGAGUGCCGGCCUUCGGACGCCGACGAGUGGCGCCGCCGGAUAGAGGCUAGGGGAGCCGCAGCCACCGAGGCGGCGGGCGGCGGUGGGGAGGGAUGGCAUAAGCCGGCGACGUGGGAGCAGCUGCAGGAGCUGUUGGAGGACUACCAGGGGUGUACGGACUACGACGUCGGCCGCGUGCCGAGGCUCGUCGUCGACACCACCUCGCCGGAGAUAGGAUUCAAGGAAACGGUGGCAAGGGUGCUCGAGUUCAUAAACCUCUUUUAGCCAAACAAGUCGAGAGGUACUCAAACUUGUAAUCUCCGAUGACCAAAUUGAUUAUUCCAGAAAAAAAAAAUCGAAAAGAUUAAGAUGAACAAAUUAACUUUUUAACAUUCAAUUAAAUCUUAAUUAAAAUUUAGUUUUUACGAAACGCUUACACACGACAACAAACACAUGCCCAUAAUUUUUUUGACGAUCGAGGGUCUAAUUGUUGCUUGCCACACUCUUACACAUCAAACUAAUGGCGGUGAAAGCAUUCAUGA
Messenger RNA from Zingiber officinale, 929 nucleotides. RefSeq lists its product as uncharacterized. The transcript has a single exon. Lineage: Eukaryota; Viridiplantae; Streptophyta; Magnoliopsida; Zingiberales; Zingiberaceae. Bases 37 to 672 code for a protein of 211 amino acids. The record is from RefSeq and is a predicted model, not a curated record.